Messenger RNA from Cydia pomonella (codling moth), 7395 nucleotides. Its product is annotated as fatty acid synthase-like. NCBI's taxonomy places the organism in Eukaryota, Metazoa, Arthropoda, Insecta, Lepidoptera, Tortricidae. The record is from RefSeq and is a predicted model, not a curated record. Gene Ontology annotation, molecular function: oxidoreductase activity; fatty acid synthase activity. The transcript has 40 exons. Gene Ontology annotation, biological process: fatty acid biosynthetic process. Bases 711 to 7343 code for a protein of 2210 amino acids.
CGAGGGUUAAGGUGUUUCCAAUUUUUUGAAACGCUUGUAUUACGUUCUAUAUUAACUAAAACUUGCCCUAAAAUUCAACUUUUAUACUAAAAACGGCUUUAAAUAUGUUAAAUUAACAAAAUAUAUUUUGACAGAUGCUUUCGCGCCCAAAACGCUGUUUGAAAAUUGUGUGACGUCACAGUUUACGGUUUGACACAUAACUACAUACACACGUAGAAGAUACGAACUGUCAACUGACAUUUGUCAUUUGUUGUUUAUCGCCUAACUGUCAACAGUGUCAAUCCGAGAGUUGUGACGUCAUCAGAAUCUUCAAAGACGUUUCGAGUUUGGUCACGUGAUGUGUGCCAAAAGAUAUUUAAAAUUCAAUAGUUACAAAAAUAUGGUCAUUACAGGUCCCCUAAAAGUAGUUUAACAUGUCCUUAUAAUCCAAAAGAAUUUAUUGGGAUACAAUUCUGCCCUAAGAUUUGUAGAAGGAAACAACCCUAUUCAAUAAAUUCUCAACUCUGUUGCAUUGCACCUAACCAUUUAGAAAGCCCUAAAAAUAAAUUACUUCACUCAAAUUGACACACUCAACCUGUACCUCUUGCAUUCUAUGUCAUUGAAAAGACCCCUAGACAUUAGGUUAGUAAUGUAUAAAAGGCAGUUGUAAAUUAGUCCGCACAUUAUUGUUGCCUACCUAUAGCAAGUUGUGGUAUAACUAAGUGUAGAUAAUGGCACCGACUCCGCAGGAAAUCCCCCGUGUGGUCGAUGAGACCCCCAAGCUGCACCCGCGCGAUGAUGGCGAUCGCGUGGUCAUCUCUGGCGUGUCAGGGGUCUACCCGGGUACACGCCAUAUCAAGGAGUUCUCCGAAAUGCUCUACAACAAGGUGGACCCGAUCGCAGAAACCAAGCCCCGCUGGGACUACAUGCACCCAGAGGUGCCGGAUCACGUAGGCAUCAUUCCUGGCGUGGAUCAGUUCGACGGACAGUUCUUCAGGGUGGCCUAUCGCAUGGGGUUCUACAUGGACCCCAUGUCGCGGAAAAUGCUUGAGCAUGUUUACCAAGCCAUCUAUGAUGCAGGUGUAAACCCUGAAUAUUUAUCAGGGAAAAAAGUUGGUGUUUACAUGGGAACUUCCUUGUCAGAAAGUGAAAAGGUGAUUUUUUACUACGGUCCCGAGGAGAGGACAGGUUUAGGCAUCGUCGGAUUCAACAAAUCAAUGUUCGCCAAUCGCGUGUCAUACUGGCUGAACGCGAAGGGGCCCUCGAUGUCCAUAGACGGGGGCUGCUGCAGCUCGGCCGUGGCGUUGGAUCAGGCCUACCAUGCUAUGACGCGCGGCGACUGUGAGGCAGCCGUUGUUGGCGGCUGUAACUUAUGCUUGCAUCCACAAACUUCUAUACUUCUUGGCAGAUCAAUCCCUCUAUGCAAGGACGGUAAAACUAAAUCUUACGAUCAAUCGGCCGAUGGAUGUGUAAGAUCUGAAGCCAUUAAUGUGCUCUUCUUGCAGAAAGCUAAAGAUGCUCGAAGAAUUUAUGCCGAAGUGGUGAACACCAAAGCAAAUUAUAUUUCUUUUAAAAAUGCUGAAAGUUGGAAGAGAGAAAAGGAAGAAGUCACUGGCUUCCUUAAAGAGUUUUAUGAUGAAAUAAAAAUAUCUCCGCAAGAUGUAGAAUAUGUUGAAGGUUUUGGAGCAGCCGACCCCAACACUGAUAAAACAGAGUUGGAGGUGUUCGAUGAUAUUUUUUGUGGAAAUCGGGACCAACCCCUUUACGUCGGCAGCGUCAUGUCCAACGUCGGCUACACCGAGUCUGCUACGGGCAUAGCGGCUGUCACUAAGGUGCUCCUAGGGUACCACACUGGUCAUCUGGCGGGCACCCUUCACUGCUCGCAACCGCGCGGAGACGUGGCAGCAUUACGUGAAGACCGCAUCAGGAUCCUGUGCGACCACCGGCCCACCGCGCGGUCCUAUAUUGCUGUCAACGGGCUGUCUGUCAGCGGCAUCAACUCGCACGUGCUCCUGCACGGCCAUUACAAACCCAAGGAUUUGACCAAAUAUCAGUGCAGCAUACCUCGCUUGGUGUUACUCUCGAGCCGAACGGAUUCGGGAGUGCAAAAUGUGAUCAAUCAAUUAAAAUCUCAACCCAUAGAUGCCGAGGAGUUGGCUUUAAUUCAUAACAUUCACUCCUCUAAAGUUAAUGGUCACCUAGGCAGAGGAUUCGCUAUUUUGGAUACAGACAAAGAAUCGAAAACCACGAGCCUGAUCGAGAAGGCGGAGUACUUCGACGGUGCCUCGAGACCACUGUGGUUCGUGUACAGCGGCAUGGGCUCGCAGUGGCCGGGCAUGGGCACGCAACUCAUGCGCAUUCCGAUCUUCGCUGCGGCCAUUGAGCGCUGUCGACAAGUAUUAGAACCGAAAGGCAUAGACGUUGUCCAUAUUAUAACGUCGCCCGACAAAACCAUCUUCGAUAAUAUUAUACAUUCAUUCGUGGGCAUUACUGCGGUCCAAAUUGGCCUUACUGACAUUCUGCUUGAAUUAGGCUUGGUUCCGGAAAAGAUCAUAGGACACAGCAUGGGCGAGCUGGGGUGCGCGUACGCUGACGGCUGCAUGACAGCCGAGGAGGUGAUCCUCGCGGCGUACGGUCGCGGUCUUGUCUCUAAGCAGACUCCUUUCAUACGCGGAUCUAUGGCGGCCGUCGGUAUCGGAUAUGAACAAGUGUCUAAGAUGUGCCCACCGGAGAUCGAGGUGGCCUGUCACAAUGCGGCUAACUCCAGCACUAUUUCCGGCCCCGCUGAGGUUAUGUCCCGAUUCGUCGCAGAAUUAACCGCUAAGGAGAUCUUCGCAAAAGAGGUUCCCUGCUCCAAUAUCGCGUAUCAUUCACGAUACAUAGCUGAAGCAGGGCCUGGACUUCUCAAGUACUUGAAAGAAGUUAUUAAAACUCCAAAACUCCGCGGUGAGCGAUGGCUGUCAACUUCAGUACCACAAGCAAAAUGGGAUGAAGAGAUUGCCAAGUACUCUUCCGCCGAAUACCAUACUAACAAUCUUCUGAGUCCAGUGUUGUUCGAGGAGACGUCACGGCUGAUUCCGAAGGACGCGGUGCUGGUGGAGGUGGCGCCGCAUGGGCUGCUGCAGGCCAUCCUCAAGCGCGCGCAGCCGUCGUGCGCAAACGUGCCGCUCACACGACGCGGGCAUCCCGACAACGCGCGCUUCCUACUCGAAGCACUGGGACACUUGUUCAUGGAAGGAUACUAUCCUGACAUUCGCGUUUUGUAUCCAAAAGUGGAGUUUCCUGUUUCAACCGGGACACCUCAUUUGUCACACUUGGUGGAGUGGGCUCAUCAGGAACAAUGGCCCUACCCCAUGUAUUUAAGUGCAGUAAGGAAAGAGUCUUCAACAUGCACAUUUAUGAUAUCCCUUCACGAUGAUGAACAUCUUUAUUUACGCGGACACCGUAUUGGAGGUAAGACGUUGUUCCCGUUCGCCGCAGCGCUAGUGUGUGCAUGGGACACUCUGGCCAUGUCGGCGCGCGUGCCGCGCCACGGCGUGUCCGUGAAGUUCAGCGAUGUGGUUCUCUACUCGCAACCCACGCUACACGACUCGCGCUUGCUGCGCCUGACUGUUGCAUUGCAACGCGGGAAUGGCCGGUUUGAGAUUGAUGAUGGUAUAACAAAAGUAGCUUCGGGUUACGUCGUUUUGGACGAAAUCAAAAAAUCCGCUGAAAAUGAAGAAAUUCAGGAAAACCAAGAUUCUAAGGAAGAUAUUAUACUAAUAGAAAAGGAAGAAAUAUACCAGAUUUUGAAUGAAAACGGCUACAUGUAUCAGGACGAGUUCCGAAGUAUACGUCAGAUGAGGGGGUCCCUGACAGGCGUGGUGUCGUGGACCCGCUGGGAGACGUUCAUCGACUCGCUGUUCCAACUGCACGCGCUGCGCCGACGCAAUGCGCGCGCAGAGCCCGCGUUCAUCAGGGAGAUCAUUAUCGAUACCGAUGCUCACGCCAAAGCGAUACAGGAUAAGGAAUUGAAGGCCCAAGUAUGCGUGGUGGAUGACUAUACCAGAUGUGGCGGCGUUACAUUAACGGGUAUCAAAUUUAAUCCAAUUGUCAAAAAUAACGAAGACUCCCUUGUGCUCGAUACUUCAAAGUUUGACGUAUAUCCAGUCGUGAAUGUUUCAAAUGGAAUUGAGAAUGGAGGAAAGACUGAUAAUGGAAAAGUCUUGAGAAUCGCUAAAAUAGGAGACCUAGAAUCGUUACACUGGGCGGAUGCCCCUGCAUUAGAAGAUGAUGGUAUUCCAGUAACGGUGAAUUUCGCUGGUCUAAACGCUAGCGAUAUUUUAAAGGCAAACCAACCACGUGAAGAUACACAUAGUCCUCAAGAUGCUUAUGGGAUGGAUUUCAGUGGAACUACUGAAGAUGGAGCAAGAGUGAUGGGCUUAGCGCGCGGCACGGCGCGCUCUACGCUGCGCACGCGGCCCGAGUUACUGUGGCCGGUGCCAGAGCAUUGGACUCUUGAGGACGGCGCCACCGUGCCCUUCGCCUACGCGCAUGCACUAUACUGCCUUGCCAUCAAAUCGCCCUUGUUGCGGGGCUCAAGUAUCCUCGUGAGCGGCGGAGCGGGUGCCACGGGGCAGGCCAUCGUCGCGAUGGCACUGCAUUUCGGCUGCCGAGUCUUUGCGGUAGUAGACGACUCCAGGAAGAAGAACUUUCUGUUGAAGAUGUUCCCCAAAUUGAUUACUGACAAUAUAAUUUGCUGCCGAGACGACUCUUUCCUGAAUCGCGUGUUGCUGGCCACCAAUGGACAAGGCUGCGACACCGUCAUUUGCGGUAGUGGGGAUCAGAAAGACGCUUACAUACAAUGCUGCGCGCCCCUAGGCGUAACACUGGACAUUCAUCGAGUGAAAAGGAAUGAAAAUUUCAAUUUCAAAUUGUACGCCUUAAAUUUUGAUAGAAGCUACAUGAGUGUAGACUUUUCCUCCCUCUUUCUUUACCAGGACAUCGGAACAUUUCAGAGGCUGCAACAAGCACUGGCAGAGGGCAUCAGCGCAGGCUGGGUGCGGCCGCUGUCGCGCGCGUGCUACGCGGCGUGCGAGGGCGUGCGCGCGUUCCGUCUGCUGGCGCGCGGCGCGCACCGCGGCCGCGUGCUGCUGCGAGUGCACGACGCCGAGCCACGGACAGAUACCAGCGCAGGCUGGGUGCGGCCGCUGUCGCGCGCGUGCUACGCGGCGUGCGAGGGCGUGCGCGCGUUCCGUCUGCUGGCGCGCGGCGCGCACCGCGGCCGCGUGCUGCUGCGAGUGCACGACGCCGAGCCACGGACAGAUACCAGCGCAGGCUGGGUGCGGCCGCUGUCGCGCGCGUGCUACGCGGCGUGCGAGGGCGUGCGCGCGUUCCGUCUGCUGGCGCGCGGCGCGCACCGCGGCCGCGUGCUGCUGCGAGGUGGACAACAAGCACUGGCAGAGGGCAUCAGCGCAGGCUGGGUGCGGCCGCUGUCGCGCGCGUGCUACGCGGCGUGCGAGGGCGUGCGCGCGUUCCGUCUGCUGGCGCGCGGCGCGCACCGCGGCCGCGUGCUGCUGCGAGUGCACGACGCCGAGCCACGGACAGAUACCAGAUUGCUUUGUUCAGGAAGAUAUCUCAUAGUAGGCGACUCAUCACGGCUUACCAUCUGCCUGGCUGAGCGGCUGGUGCGUGGUGGAGCCCGAGCCCUGCAUGUGCGGCUCGCGCACACAGAGCCUCUCGGCCGACUGCAGGAAUUGCGGAAAUCAGGCGUAAAGAUAACGAUAUCCUCUGAAGACCUCGCACAUCACGAUUGCGCAUCGAACCUGCUGAAAAAAUCUUCGGCCAUGGGUACAGUAGAGGGCGUAUUUGUAGUAAUGGCCGAACCACUAACUGACCAGACAAGGAGCAUUUACAGAACCCUGCUGACCAACUUGGAUGUACGAUCUAGAAAAAUGUCUCCAUUUAUCAAAUUCUUUACAGUAAUUGGAAUCAAUAACUCUCUGGGAGAGCAAGUUUGUGUAUCAAGAGCAGCGGAUGGUUUACCAGCCAUGAUGCUUUCCGUUUCGAUUGACAGGAAGAUCUCAGACACUUUACUUGCGAGUUACGUUGACAUUGUAAAUGCAAUGGAACGGGGUUUGAAGACUAUGCAACCUGUAGUAUUUGCUCAGUACCCACCUGAAGAGUCCCUUUCAAAACAAAUUGAAAAAAUUACUGGUGUCACCAUUUCAGGAAAUACUUGCAACAGUCAAACUCUGCAAGAUUUGGGCAUAACGAGAGACAAAACUCAAGCACUGCAUGUGUUUUUAAAAACCAAGCAAAAUAUCACAAUCUCUGAAGACGACGUGUCAUCGCUUAGCGUAGAAAAGUUAAGAGAAAUUGUGGGAACCCUAGAGGAGUCAGAUUAUGUACCAAUGGAAGGCUUGAGUGCUUUCUUUCCUUUUGUUGACUCUGAUGAGCUCGUAGCGGUGGUGAACACCGUGGUGAUGCCUACCCUUACUCAAGCCAGUAACAUGAGAGACGACGAGUUCAACGCGUCCGGAGCGUGCCUGUACAUAGUGCCCGGGAUGCAGGGGCUGCACCAGCGGUACCGCGCGCUGUGCGAGCGCCUGCAGCUGGCCGCGGUGGUGCUGCAGCCCGGCCUCGACCAUCCCGAGGAGAGUCUCCAGGAGAUGACGACCAGAUAUGUCACGAUGUUCUUGAAGCAAAAAAGUGAAACAAACAAAUUCUACCUACUAGGCCACGAACUGGGCGUGCUUUCAGUUUUUGAAAUAGCUGCAGCAUUAGAAGAUAGAGGUAUGACGGGAACGGUGUUCUGUCUGGGUGGCGGGCCGGGCGAGUUCCUAAGCGAGCUGGAGCGACAGCUGCGUGUAGCCUGCGCCGGCCAAACCUCGGAGGCGGCCCUGCAGGAUGCCGUAGCGCGCCACAUGUGCGCGCUCAUGGGCAUCGCGUCGCCGGAGCUCGAUGCGGCGCUGUGUCAAGCACGUACGUGGGCGCUGAAGAUCGAUGUGAGCAUGCGCGCGCUGCGCGGGCGGGUAGCGCACUCCAUGCAAUACGCGCGCUUGCUGAUGGAAUCCGCGUACUCGCGCGUAACGCAGGCGAAGCGCGCGCGACUCUUGCCGCGUGCACUUCGCUCGCGCAUCGUGCUUCUGCGCUCGCCUGCAGCUCCCAGUCUGGAUCUACAGCGCUGGUCGCUCCAACCGCUCGUCGUCCACGAGCUCCAAGCGCCGUUCGUGCACGCCGCCGACGACCUCCGCGCCGCCCCCAUUAUCAACCGCUAUCUUGACGAGGAAACAAUCCAAUGUUUUGCUAAGAAAACUCUCUGCCAUACUUAUCUUUUGAAUGCUCAAUGUUAUUUCAAGAACAGUGUUACAGGUACUUCAUAGCUAAGUUUUACUUUUUUAUGUAUUUGGAGUGAAUAAAGAUAUAUUUUGUAAA